Monodelphis domestica (gray short-tailed opossum) is the source of this 924-nucleotide messenger RNA. Lineage: Eukaryota; Metazoa; Chordata; Mammalia; Didelphimorphia; Didelphidae. The record is from RefSeq and is a predicted model, not a curated record.
AUGUUCCAGGGUCCCCGCAGAGGCUGGGGGCGGGGCGGGGCUGGGUGGGGUCCUCCUCCUCUGACUGCUGCCUCUCCUACGUCCCCAUUUGAUUGGCACUGCCCAGGACCUCCCCACUUUGCACCAGCCAUAGAAAGCCGGAGCCAACCUAGCUGCUGGGACCAGAGCGCAGUUCCCCGCGGCUGGAGAGGGUUGGGGACUGCGGGAAGGGCUGGACUGAGAGUGUGCUGGGGCGUAGCAGCCCGGGGAAUUCCAGUCUCCUCUCCUCAUUCCGUCCUUCCCCCUCCACAGAAGCAGCUACCACCUCAAGCCCUGCACAAAGCUGGGUGGGUGCUUGUUAAUAUGCGCUGCUUCUUGCAUGCCUCAGUUCACCCACUCCGACCGUUGCAGUUCGAAAACGUCCCUGACUGGCCCGCCUGCAGGGAGCCAGAGCCAAGCUCCCAGAAGGCUUCCGUUAGAUCCCUUGUCUACAUAACCUCCCUGUGUCUUGUGGACUGGCUUCUGACCCACAUCUCUAGCAAGAGAAAUGCUUCUCUCCAAGCAAUGUUCACCAGUGGUGGAGUUCUAGGUGAUGUUCUUGCAUGGGGAUGGAGAACCAGGAGCUGGUGAGGAGAUCCACAGAUGGAAGCCUGAAGUAGCCUUUGUAAGGUCAAGGGACUUAUGUGGGACACAGAAGUCUUCAUGUUCUCCAGAAUAAACCAGCAUUGUAGAAUUGGUUUCAAGAGCAUUUCCAUUUCCUGUGAUGAAGGAGGGGCAUUUCCAAGACUUGAACUGAUGGACAUCCCCUACCAUGCCAGGCUGGAGCCUUGCAGAUAAGUAUGCCAAAAUUAUUAGCCUCCCCUCUCUCAUCUUUUUGGCUCUGGGAAAGGCCAUAUGGGAUAAGUGCUUAGUAAAUGUUAAUGUUGAGUUAAAUAGAAUAGAAAA